This is a messenger RNA of Rubroshorea leprosula, 2564 nucleotides long. The record is from the annotation of a GenBank genome assembly. Lineage: Eukaryota; Viridiplantae; Streptophyta; Magnoliopsida; Malvales; Dipterocarpaceae.
AAUUUUUGAGAUAAACACAAUAAAGAUCAAAAUCUUCAUCAAUUUCUUUUAGCAGUAUUGUCAGAAAUGUUAGAAAAAAACUGUAACUUGUUAAUUUUAGAUGAUGUGUGGGAGUACAUUUCUCUUGAAGAUGUUGGAAUUCCAGAUUUGGUUGGAAGCAACAGUUGCAAGGUGGUGUUGACAACACGUUUUCAACAUGUUGCUCGGCGCAUGAAUUUCAAUUUGGAGCCUCUUUCGGAAAAAGAAGCAUUACAACUAUUUUUGAAUAAAGUUGGAAGUGCAGUUUUAACUGCUAGUGGAGGCAUUAUAAAUACACUAGAACCAACUUUGAGACAAGUUGUGGAGGAAUGUGGAGGUUUGCCUCUUGCUAUUGUUACAGUUGCAAGUUCUAUGAAAAAGGAAUCUAGCCCUCAGUUGUGGCAAAAUGCACUAGAUGAGUUAAGAAAUCGUAGAAGAAUUGUGGCUGGUACAAUAGUUGUGGAAGGUUCAAUGAAUGAUGCAUUUGAGAUAUUAAAAUUCAGCUUUGAUCGUUUAAAUGAUGAAAAAAUCCAAGAUUGCUUCUUACACUGUGCACUAUAUCCUGAAGACUUUGCAAUUCGAAAAAGGAAGCUAAUUGAGUCUUGGAUUGAAGAAGGAUUUAUUGCUCCAAUGGAAACUAGACAUAAGAUGAAUUGUCAGGGCCAUGCUAUUCUAAGGAAGUUGGAAGAUAACUGCUUGUUACAAAUAGUUCAGACUGCCCAAAGUAGAAUAUUUGAUGAUGAAGAUGAAAAAGCUGUGAAGAUGCAUGAUCUUUUGAGAGAUAUGGCUUUGGAUAUCACAAGCAAGAGUCCUCGGUUCUUGGUAAAAUCUGGCAUGAACAUCAGAGAGCUACCAAACAAGGAACAAUGGACAGAGGAUUUGAAGAGGGUUUCCUUGAUGAGGAAUUCAAUGGAAGAGAUUUCUAGAGAUUUGUCUUCUCCAGAAUGCCGAACGCUUACAACCUUGUUGUUGUCCCAUAACAGCUUAUCAAACCUUCCAGAUUCCUUUUUUGAGCAGAUGAAUGAACUCAAGAUUCUUGAUCUCUCCAAAAAUUAUGAAUUGAAGAGUCUGCCAAAUUCCGUCUCCAAAUUGAAAAACCUCACCACAUUGCUAUUAAUUGGUUGUAGGCAGCUAAGAAAGGUGCCAGCUUUAUCUAAUUGUCAAGCCAUAACAAAGUUGGACUUUAACAGGUCUGGAAUUGAAGAAAUCCCAGAAGGUAUGGAAAUGUUGGUAAAUCUCAAAUAUCUUAAUCUUAAUCAUACAAAAAUAAGAAGACUGCCUGAAGGAAUAUUACAAGGACUAUCAUGUCUUCAGAUACUAGCAUUAAGAAUAACAGGGAUACAAGUAAAAGGGGAAGACUUAUGGCCACUAGAGAAAUUAGAAUGCUUUGGUGGGAUGCUAAACGAUUGGAAUGAGUUGAGCAUUUUCUGCAAAAUGAUGCAAAGCAGAAAGGAACGAAUCAGAGAUUAUUUACUCGAUAUUGGAUCUGGAGAAGAAGAGAUUGUCGAAGAAACAACACUCGGCCGGAGAUGGGUUAAAAUAUCAUGUCUACCAAUUGCUUCUGAAAAGCGUGUUCCUCUACCCCACAAUGUUGAGACAAUUGAAUUCAGAAGAUGUCAUGACUUCAAAUGCGUAGACCAACUUUCUUUCUUGAAAGAUACAGUCAACUUGACAACAUGCCUGCUUUCUGAGUGUCAAAGCAUAGAGUUUGCUUUCUCCUCAUUGUUCAACUUCAACCCGCUUCAAUCCCUUCAGUUUCUGGUGCUUGACCAAUUAGAAAACCUAAAAUCCCUUUUUGAAGAAGAAGCUCUGGCUCCAUCAGCACUUUCUUUCCCUCUGAAAACUAUCUCUAUCAUGGAUUGCCCUAAAAUAAAAAAGUUGUUCUCGCCUAGGUUGCUGGUUUGGCACCUUCAGAAUCUAGAAUCUAUUCUAGUGUUUGAUUGUGAAGAAUUGGAGGAAAUAAUAGCAUCUGAGGGGUCCAAAGAAGAAGACGGUAAACUCCCUCUCCCCAAACUGAAAAUUCUCGGCCUGAGAAACAUGCCCAAAUUGAAAAGCAUCUGUGGCAGAACCAGAGUGUUGGUGUGUGAUUCUCUUGAGGCUUUGGGAAUUGUUGAUUGUCCAAUGCUGAAAAGAGUUCCUCUUUCACCUCCUCCUUCUCUAAAAGAUAUCAAGGUAUCUUCGGAAGAGUCAUGGGAAUCGUUGGAGUGGGAGCAUCCCAAUGCAAAGGAUAUCCUUUUGCCCUUAGUUGAAUUUGAUCGUUAGGAUUGAAGAACUUCAAACUACUCGGUGAUUCACCACAAACAAAGACACCCUAUUACAUGUUGGCCAGAGCAAUGAAAUGAAGCAAGAUGAAUAAAUUGCACCAUUUUUUUCUUGAUUUGGGACUUCGUUUUUUCCUUUGUUGUGAUUUCAAAUGUCAAAUUCUAAAUGCAACGUUUCCUUUGUGUGGCUUGCAUUUCAUUCUAUGUGAAUUAUGUGGUAAAAAUUGUUAUGUUUCUUUGUGUGUAAUUUUAUAGUUCUGUUUGUAAUGAAGUUUAUAUUUUUUA